Messenger RNA from Phanerochaete carnosa HHB-10118-sp, 2538 nucleotides. RefSeq lists its product as uncharacterized. Gene Ontology annotation, cellular component: mitochondrion. Gene Ontology annotation, biological process: carnitine metabolic process. The record is from RefSeq and is a predicted model, not a curated record. Gene Ontology annotation, molecular function: carnitine O-acetyltransferase activity. The coding region runs from base 232 to 2538 and encodes 768 amino acids. The transcript is spliced from 8 exons. NCBI's taxonomy places the organism in Eukaryota, Fungi, Basidiomycota, Agaricomycetes, Polyporales, Phanerochaetaceae.
CGCAGUGUCUCGAGAGCCGAAAUCGCCUUCAAAUUCGGACGCGAAAUUGACUAAUCAGUCAAAUUCCCGAUCUCGACGGAGCUGCAGGCGGCCUUGUGGUCGUCCGGAGGCGGAAGUGGCGGUCCCUGAGCACGCUAAUCCUCAUGCGGGCGGCUGGGGCUGCAAGUGUGAUAACUACCCCGCAGCCCCCGACGGGCACGCCUCACAAUCUCUAUCUGCUCUACCUCCACCAUGGCUGCCAGUAGCCCCGUCUCCAAGUUUCAGGACCACCCGCAGGGUUCGCGGACGUUCGCUCGCCAGCACGAGCUGCCCAAGCUGCCCGUCCCGCCCCUCGAGGACACCUGCCAACGGUAUCUCAGGGCCCUCGAGGGCCUGCAGGAUCCGCGAGAUCACGAAGACACAAAGCGGGCAGUAGAAGACUUUCUGAAGAACGACGGCCCCGGGAUACAGGAGAAGCUCAUUGAGUGGGCCCAGGACAAAGCCAGCUACAUCGAAGACUUUUGGUACGAAUCGUAUCUGUCGCAUUCAGAUCCUGUCGUGCUCGCCUUGAAUCCGUUCUUUGUACUCGAAAAUGAUCCCACCCCAGACCGUGGCUCGCAGCUGCCCCGGGCAGCUUCUCUGAUUCUGUCAUCGCUUGGGUUCAUCCAUGAUCUUCGGGCUGGGAUGCUCGAGCCGGACUCCGUGCGUGGCGUGCCCCUCGACAUGGAUCAGUACACCCGGCUCUUUGGCACAGCGCGGCUACCCACAGAACGCGGGUGCAGAAUGGAAACCUAUCCCGAAGCCAGGCACAUCGUUGUCCUCCGGCGAGGCCAGUUCUACUGGUUCGACGUCCUGGACGGAGAGAACCGGCCCGUGCUCACGGAGCGAGAGAUCCUGCGGAACCUGCAGGCGAUCGUUGCCGACGCUGACCAGCUGCCCGUGCACGAGGUCGCAAAAAACUCGAUCGGCAUCCUCUCGACAGAAAACCGCAAGAUCUGGUCGUCCCUUCGCAAGGCCCUCAUUCGCAAUCGCAACAACGAGUCCUGCCUCGAGGUCAUCGACAAUGCGUUGUUUGUCGUCUGUCUCGACGACGCGACGCCGCACAACUUGGCCGAGCUCUGCAACAACUUCCUGUGUGGUACCUACAAUUUGAAGGGCGGCGUGCAGAUUGGAACGUGCACGAAUCGGUGGUACGACAAGCUGCAAAUCAUCAUCACUGCAGAUGGUGCAGCGGGUAUCAACUUUGAGCACACCGGCGUCGAUGGACACACCGUGCUGCGAUUCGCUGCAGAUAUCUUUACCGAAGGCCUGAUGCUUCUGGCUCGAUCCAUCAACCCGUCCGCCCCGACGCUCUUCCACGCUCCCCUAUCGCCCUACGCCAGGUCCUACAAGCCGCCUCGCGGACACCAGAAACAGCCACCGACGCCCAGCUACCUCAUCGAUACUGCACCCAAGAAGCUCGAGUGGACGCUCUACCCAGAGCUGCGCGCUGGCAUCCGCUUCGCCGAGACACGCCUGAGCGACCUGAUCUGCCAGAACGACUGCCAGGCGCUCGAGUUCAAGGGCUACGGCAAGGACUUCAUCACGAGCCACGGCUUCAGCCCGGACGCGUUCGUGCAGAUGGCCUUCCAGGCGGCGUACUACGGGCUCUACGGGCGCAUCGAGUGCACGUACGAGCCCGCGAUGACCAAGGCGUUCCUGCACGGCCGCACCGAGGCGAUCCGCACCGUGCAGCCGCACAGCGUCGAGUUCGUCAAAACCUUCUUCUCCGACGCGAGCCCGCAGCAGAAGGCCGCGGCGUUGCGGAGCGCGUGCCAGGGGCACGUCCGGCUCACAAAGGAGUGCUCGCAGGGGCUCGGCCAGGAUCGCCACCUGUACGCGCUCUACUGCCUCCUGCAGCGCGAGCGCGAGGCCACCGGGGCGCUCGACGACCGCCCGCUCUCGCCCGCGAGCAGCGACUCGGGCUACAGCGGCUCGGGCGGGGGCAGCGGGAGUGGCGGCGGAUGCCACAAGGCGCCGCUGCCCGCGAUCUUCACGGACCCGGGCUGGCAGCUGCUCGGGACGAGCAUCCUGAGCACGAGCAACUGCGGGAACCCGGCGCUGCGCCUGUUCGGCUUCGGGCCCGUCGCCGCGGACGGGUACGGGAUCGGGUACAUCAUCAAGGACGACGGGCUCUCGGUCUGCGCGUCCUCGAAGCACCUCCAGACCCGCCGCUUCCUCGACACCCUCCAGGGCUACCUCCAGGACGUCCAGCGCCUCCUCACGCAGCUCCACAUGGCCGCGAACCCGCGCUCGGAGCCGUUCGUCGACCACGCCGGCGUCCUGCGCGACUCGAGGACCGGCCGGCCGAUCAACGGCCGCGCGAGCCCGGAGGCGAAGGAGGAGGACGUCGCCGUCGACGACGGCGACUUCAUGCCAGCCGGCUAUUCCUUCUUCGACAGCGGCGACGUCGAGCUGCUCGGCCGGCGGAAGCGCGCGCCCGCGUACUACAACACUGGUUCGUUCUCUCGUCAUUGUCGUGUCUUCCCACUUGCUCACUUGGUCGCUCAGGCAAAGUGA